Peronospora matthiolae is the source of this 2790-nucleotide messenger RNA. The record is from the annotation of a GenBank genome assembly. Lineage: Eukaryota; Oomycota; Peronosporomycetes; Peronosporales; Peronosporaceae.
AUGUCGUCCACCAGCAACGCCUCCAUUGACAAGUUCAACGGAGACAAUUACGCAACGUGGAGCCGGUACAUGCGCGGUGUGUUUUUGACGAAGUCCGUCUGGCACGUCGUCAACCGUGAAGUGACUCCGACUUUCACCGACCCGCGAGCGUCCGAUGACUACGUCAAGGCAAGCAACGUCGCGUUUGGUAUGAUGCUGCUGCACAUGAACGCGGACUACCAUCAUGUGCUGGACAACUGCGAGGAAGCCUGGGUUGCGUGGACAAGUCUGAAGACGCUGUACGGUGGGUCGCAGAAGGCAGGACGCAUCUACCUCAAGCGACAACUUUUCAGUAUCAAGAUGGCUGAAGGCGCGAACGUCAUGCAUCACUGCAACGAGGUCCUCAACAUCUCCGCCAAGCUUAGCGGCAUCGGUGCGAAGAUGGAAGACGAAGACGUUGCAAUUUGUCUGCUACUCAGUCUUCCGAAGAGCUACGAAAAUGUGGUGCUCAACAUGGAAAUGAGCAGCACCGAGCUUCGCACUCAAGAUGUGGUGAGAGUCCUGACGAAUGAGCAUGCCAAGCGUCAAGGAGAAAAAGGGACAACGACAGCGACUACGGUGAAGGCUGAAGAUGCAAGCAAGGCAUUCAGCGCCGAGCGUGAGCCCUACCAAUGCACGUAUUGUGGCAAGGUGGGACACACGGUGGAUCGUUGCUGGACAAAGCAGAAGAACGAAGGUCGGGGAGCCCGACGCGGCGGCAAUGGUCGUGGACGCGGGGCUAACAAUGUCCAGUGGGGACAUCAUGAUGAAGGCAAUGGCUACGAUCGAGUGGCGUUUGCAGUCUCGUUCGAAUGUGGAGUUUCGACGAGCAAGGACGUGUCUGGAAUGUGGGCCGUCGACAGUGGUGCAACGCACCACAUUUGCCACGACAAGACCAAGUUCGCAAGUUUGGCAGAGCGCAAUGAGGGCGAACUCUUGGUGGCUGAUGGCAACAAGGUGGCCAUCAAGGGUGUGGGAACCAUCAUGGAAAAGGUGGUUCUGCCCAACGGUGAAGAGCGUGAGAUCGAAAUCAAGAACGCGCUAUAUGUUCCAAGUAUGAGCAAGAACCUGCUCUCGGUGCCACAGAUUAACAGCCAUGGCAAGUUUCAAGUCGUGUUUGACGGGUCCAAGAUGUAUGUGACUCUCAAGAACUCACAGCAAGUGGUGGCGACAGCGGAUCUCGUGGAUGGACUCUACUGGCUUCGGACGACUCAACGAUCAGCGAAUGUGACAACAAGUGGAACCAGUUGUGCCGAUCUACAUGCGAGAAUGGGUCAUGCUCCAGUCGAUGUACUUCGCAAGAUGAUCGCGACCAACAUGAUCAAGGAUGUGCGAUUCCCUCUCAAGUCGGGUGGAGCAACUACAUGUCGAGGAUGUCAACAAAGGAAAAUGGUCCAAAAACCAUUUCCAAGCAACCGAGACAAGCGCAGCUACGAUACGUUUGAGCUACUUCAUCUGGACAUCUGCGGGCCCAUGGAAAAGGAUUCGCUCGGUGGCAGCAAAUAUUUGCUGCUGAUCAUCGACGAAGCCAGUGGAUGCAUGAAGGGCUUUUGUCUACGAGUGAAGUCCGAGAGUGAAGACUACAUCCGGAAAUAUAUCACCAUGGUACAGACGCAAUUAUGUAAGAAGGUCAAGUUCGUGCGACACGACGGAGCUCGCGAGUUUGCAACCAACUCGCUUCAACUGUUCUACGAAGACGAAGGCAUUGAACAGCAGACAACGGUGCCGUAUGCACAUCAAACAAACGGAACAGCAGAGCGUGCCAUUAGGACUAUUGUCACGAUCGGCCGCAGCAUGCUUCAUCAUGCCAAACUGGACAAGUGUUUCUGGGCCGAAGCAGCGAUGACGGCCAUCUACGUCAAGAAUCGACUGCCGUCACCUAAAGUCGUGCACAAGACCCCGUUUGAGAUCGUCUACAACUUGAAACCAAGCGUCAAGCACAUGCGAACAUUCGGGUGUCAGACAUACAUACUGACGCCUAAAGAGAAUCGACUCAAGUGGGAUCCAAAGGCUCGCGCUGGCAUAUUCGUGGGCUACGAAGAAGUUUCGAAGGCAUAUCGUGUUUAUGACAUCGAGGCGGGGCAGGUGGUUAUCAGCCGCGAUGUCAACUUCGACGAGUCCACCUUUGGACUUCAACUGCCGAUCACUGAUGAAGAUGUCGAUGACCUGGACUUCGAAUUGCUGGAUCUUGAUGACGAAGAGCUGCGUCAAAUGGAGUACAAGCAAACAGGCAAGCGCAAGAACCGACUCAAUGAUGAAGAUACAGCAGCUCCACGACCGCUUGCAGUGCGUCAACGACCAGGACUAGAAGAGUCAAGCGCGCCGGAAAACAACUCGUCACGACAAGAAGAAGACGAAGAAACGAAGGAUUCUGGUGAUUCAACACCGCCUGUGUUUUGGCGUGCGAGUGCAAAUGCCGUUGAAGCAGCAGUGGACUUAUCAGAACCCUCAACAUUUGAAGCAGCAGUAAGCGGCCCUGACCAAGUGCACUGGAGAAAAGCAAUUCAUGCAGAGCUCGAGUCAAUGCGACUUCGCGGUGUGUUUCGUGCAGCCAAGCUGCCCAACGGACAACGCGCCAUUGGCACAAAAUGGGUGUUCAAGAUCAAGCGCAAGGCGGAUGGGUCAAUCGAGAAGUACAAGGCACGACUUGUGGCCAAGGGUUGUUGUAACUUGAGCGCGAGGCGAAGAGAAAACGAAGCGGAGAGACCGGAGAGAACGAAGCAGAGAACACUUGCUCACUUGAGGGAGGAUUCGAAAGUGAUUGAUUUAUAG